AUUCCGUUAAGUAUGGACAAAUGCAACAACCUUAAAAUGUUGGCAUUAUCUAUGAAUCAAUUUACGGGGAUCAUUCCAAUAACUAUUGGAAAUUUGACACGACUCGAAGAAUUAGAUUUGAGGUUGAAUAACUUAGAAGGUCAAAUUCCUGAGGAAAUCGGUAAUCUUCUUGGUAUGGAAAUGCUUAUUAUUCAAGCAAUUAAAGGUCUUACAGGUCAGAUUCCAACUUCGAUCUUCAACAUUUCUUCUCUGAAGACUAUUGAUCUCUCCAACAAUAGCCUAUCAGGUAGUUUGCCUAGUGAUAUGUGUCAACAUCUUCCCAAGCUUGAAGUGCUUUUCUUGCAUAGAAAUGAACUAUCUGGUACCAUUCCGUCAAGUAUGGACAAAUGCAACAACCUUAAGAUGUUGGAAUUGUCCACGAACCAAUUUACGGGGAUCAUUCUAAGAACUAUUGGAAAUUUGACACGACUUGAACAAUUAAAUUUGUGGUUGAAUAACUUAAAAGGUCAGAUUCCAUGAGGUAUAGGUGAAUGUUACCAGCUUCAGAAAUUAAUUUUAGGAGGAAAUCAAUUCAGUGGGCUGAUUCCAAAAAGUAUUUUUAAUUCAACUACGCUCGAAGAAAUAGGUCUACCUGACAACAAAUUAGAAGGUAAUUUACCACCCAUCACCAAUGCUCCAAAGCUUGAGAUUCUUUUAUUGUGGACAAAUAAACUUAGCGGAAACAUUCCCAACUCUAUCUCCAAUGCUUCCAUGCUUAAGACUCUAUCCUUGGGAGAUAACUUAUUCUCUGGCCCAAUCCCUAAAAUGCUUGCCAGCUUAAAACACCUUGAAGUGCUCCUAAUCAAUGACAAUAAUUUGAUCACAGGAUCUGCUACUGAUCAUGAGUGGAACUUUCUUUCUUCUUUGACGAAUUGUAGGAAUUUGAGAAAAAUAAGUGUUGCAGGAAAUCCAUUGAGUGGCGUUCUUCCUACUUAUAUCGGGAACCUUUCAAAAUCCCUUCAAUACUUUUAUGCCGAAAAGUGUGAGCUUAAAGGCAAUAUUCCUAUGGAAAUAGGUAACUUAACCAACCUAUUGCUUUUACAACUCGGCUAUAAUAAAUUAAAUGGAUUGAUUCCAGCAUCAAUAGGAGGAAUGAGAAAUCUCCAAAGUCUAACUUUUUACAGUAAUAAAUUAGGAGGGCCUAUCUCAGAAAGCCUCUGUGGUUUGGAGAGACUAUACGAGAUGUAUUUAGGGUUGAAUAAGCUGCAUGAAUCCAUACCCUCUUGUUUAGGUAAUAUUUCUGCUUUGAGAUAUCUUUACUUAGAUUCCAACAAAUUGAGUUCUACAAUACCAUCAACUUUGUGGAAUCUUAAAGAUAUCUUAAAAAUAGAUUUAUCAUCAAACCAUCUUCACAAUUCACAUGCUAUUGAUGUUGGAAAUUUGAGGAGUCUGCUGGACCUAAAUUUAUCAAGGAAUCUUCUCACGGGCGAUAUCUUAUCCACAUUUGGGGGUCUUCAAACUUUGGUUUCAUUAGAUUUAUCAAAUAAUAUACUACAUGGUCAUAUCCCUGAAUCAUUUGGUGUGUUGAUUAGUUUGGAAUUCUUGGAUUUAUGCAAUAACAAUCUCUCUGGAGUUAUUCCCAAAUCUUUCGAAAAGCUUUUACAUCUAGAGUAUUUUCAUGUGUCUUUCAAUAGACUUGAAGGGGAAAUUCCAUGCAAAGGAUGUUUUUCAAACUUUUCUAGCACAUCAUUCAUGCAGAAUUAUGCACUUUGUGGUCCACCUAGGUUGCUAGUCCCACCUUGCAAAAACGACAUCCACAAAAACUCCCAAAUGAUUAUAUUGCAUGCUUUUAGGUAUGGUUUACCAACAAUUGGUAUUGUCCUAGUACUAAUAGUCUUAACUAUUAUGUAUAGAAGACGCCGAAGAAGAAGUACAACUUUACCAAUUACAAAUGAUUUGUUUUCUUUGAAAACACCGAGAAGAAUUUCACAUGCUGAACUUUCACGAGCAACUAAUGGAUUUGAGGAAAGCAAUAUGCUUGGUUUAGGGAGUUUUGGAUAUGUAUAUAAAGGGAGGCUUUCAGAUGGAAUGGAAGUUGCAAUAAAAGUUUUCAAUUUGCAAACAGAGGGAGCGUUUAGGAGUUUUGACAUUGAAUGUGAUGCUAUGCGUAAUAUAGUUCAGCGCAAUAUUGUGAAGGUUAUUACUUGCUGCUCAAGUGUUGACUUCAAAGCAUUGGUACUUGAUUACAUGUCUAAUGGAAACCUUGAGAAAUGGUUACAUUCUGAAAAUUGUUUCCUUGAUAUUAUACAAAGGGUUGACAUAAUGAUAGAUGUUGCGGUAGCUAUAGAACACCUCCACAAUGGACAUCCAACACCUACAAUUCAUUGUGACAUAAAACCAAGCAAUAUUUUACUAGAUGAAGACAUGGUUGCACAUGUUGGAGAUUUUGGCGUUGCCAAAUUGUUGGGAGAAGGUGAAGUAAUGAAGCAAACCAUGACUCUUGCAACUAUCGGAUAUAUGGCACCAGAAUUUGGAUCAGCAGGAAUUGUUUCUAUAAAAUGUGAUGUCUAUAGUUAUGGGAUCAUCCUUAUAGAAACUUUUACAAAGAAAAAGCCAACUGAUAAUUUUUUUGUUGAAGAAGUGACUAUAAGGCAUUGGAUGGAAAGUUUAUUGCCUAAAGGAGCGAUAGAAAUUGCAGAUGUUGAUUUACUAAGAAGAGAGGAUGAGUACUUUGUUGUUAAAGCAAAUUGUAUUUCAUCCAUCAUGGAGUUGGCUUUGAAUUGUUCAGCUGGGUUACCAGAAGAAAGAAAAGAUAUGAAAGAUGUUGUGGUUGAGCUAAAGAAAAUUAAACAACGGCUAUUAAACAACAUCAAACAUGUUUAACAAAGAAGUGGUUGAUGAUCAAGGAAAACUAAAGGAGGCCAAUAAGAAGAAUGAAACUUCGCAUGCUUUACUAUCAUGUGCUAUAAAACAAAAAGACUUUUUUUCUCGAUGACAUUUGUAUUGGGCUAUCUAUGUUUCAUGGAUUAUGUUGUUUUUCUAAUUCCAUAGACGAUUUUGCCAAUAUUUCCUAUGAUGGAAUUUCUGCCAAUGCUCAAUUUAAUCAAUUUAACCAACUGUAAUGCUCCCAUGGAUUUGAUUUCUGUCUACAGUAUUUAGAGACUAUUUUGUAAAUGUUCAAUUGCCUUUGGGCCUUUCAAAGAAGUUCAACAAGCUUACAAGUCAUUUAA
This is a messenger RNA of Gossypium arboreum, 3209 nucleotides long. RefSeq names its product receptor kinase-like protein Xa21. The record is from RefSeq and is a predicted model, not a curated record. Bases 751 to 2862 code for a protein of 703 amino acids. Gene Ontology annotation, biological process: protein phosphorylation. The transcript has 6 exons. NCBI's taxonomy places the organism in Eukaryota, Viridiplantae, Streptophyta, Magnoliopsida, Malvales, Malvaceae. Gene Ontology annotation, molecular function: ATP binding; protein binding; protein kinase activity.